This is a messenger RNA of Wallemia ichthyophaga EXF-994, 921 nucleotides long. Its product is annotated as Serine/threonine-protein phosphatase PP-X-like protein 4. Gene Ontology annotation, cellular component: nucleus; cytoplasm. The coding region runs from base 1 to 921 and encodes 306 amino acids. The record is from RefSeq and is a predicted model, not a curated record. The transcript is spliced from 6 exons. Gene Ontology annotation, biological process: peptidyl-serine dephosphorylation; double-strand break repair via homologous recombination. Gene Ontology annotation, molecular function: protein serine/threonine phosphatase activity. Lineage: Eukaryota; Fungi; Basidiomycota; Wallemiomycetes; Wallemiales; Wallemiaceae.
AUGUCCGCUGGUGAUAUCGACGCCCAAAUCGCUCAGCUGAGGAAAUGCGAGCCAAUAUCAGAAUCUCAAGUCAAGGAAUUGUGCCUCAAAGCGCGUGAAAUCCUCGUCGAAGAAGCCAAUGUACAAUACGUUGAUUCACCUGUUACGAUAUGCGGUGAUAUACACGGUCAAUUCUGGGAUCUUAUGGAAUUGUUCGAAAUCGCCGGACAGUGUCCAUCAACCAAUUACCUCUUCAUGGGCGACUUUGUUGAUAGAGGAUUCUAUUCUGUCGAAACGUUCCUUCUCUUAUUGUCCCUGAAAGUCCGUUACCCUGACAGAAUCACGCUUAUACGAGGCAAUCACGAAUCGCGGCAGAUUACUCAAGUCUAUGGGUUUUAUGAUGAGUGUUUGAGAAAGUACGGCAAUGUUAAUGUCUGGCGGUAUUGCUGCGAAGUGUUUGAUUACCUUUCUCUCGCUGCGAUUGUUGAUGGAAGGACAUUUUGCGUUCACGGCGGUCUCAGUCCUAUGAUACAGACGAUCGAUGAGAUACGCUCAAUCGAUAGGAAACAGGAGGUGCCGCAUGACGGUGCAAUGUGCGAUCUACUGUGGUCAGAUCCAGACGAUAUAGAUAGUUGGAAUAUCAGUCCACGUGGCGCUGGAUUCUUAUUUGGUUCUGAAGUUGUUCGACAGUUUGUUCACGCGAAUGACCUCGAUUUGAUUGCACGCGCUCAUCAACUCGUUUUGGAAGGAUACAAGAUAAUGUUCGAUAAUUCGAUUGUUACAGUGUGGUCUGCACCAAAUUACUGCUACAGAUGUGGAAAUGUAGCUAGCGUGCUCAACCUAGAGGAGAGUGGAGAACAAGUGUACAAAACAUUCGAAGCAGCGCCCCAAGAUACCAACAAAGUUCCGUUCAAGAGACCAACACCACUGUAUUUCCUUUAA